UGCAUCUUAACGGGAAUGUAACUCACGGCUUUGAAAAGGAAAAGAAACUGUUAACUGUUUUCAAGAGUCAGCUCUAUCAUUUUCCAUUCCCAACUGUGAUGCGGGAGUGAUCCAGUCAUUCCACAUCCUGCCUUGCAUUUGGUGGUGGGGUCUCUCUCUCCCUCUCUGGCGCAUUUGGUUUGAAUCACUGUGAUAGGUGUGCAGUGAGAGCUCACUGCAGUUUUCAUUUGAAUUGCCCCAAUGGCAACUUUUUAUGUGAUUUCCUUCUGUCUACUCUUUGGUAAAGGUGGCAGGCCUUUUACUUUUUUUUUUUUUCCUUCUAUUUCCUUUUGCUUACUAGAUUGCAUGCUUACUUGGGGGUCAAACACUGAGUUUCCAUGCUUCAGACAGGAGUCCUUUAUUAGCUAUGUGAUUUGGACCUAUUUCCUCCAAGUUGGUAGCUUGUCUUUUGGGUCCUCUUAAGGAGGUCUUUCACACGGCACAGAUUUACAAUUCUGAUUGUUGGAUAAAAGUCCAAUUAAUCAACUUUACCUUAUGGAAAAUAAUUUGAUGUUCGACUGGAGGAUUCUUUACCCAGCUUUCCAUUCUGGAAAUUUUUCCCCACAUCUUCCCUAUAAGAUUUAUCAUUUUCCAUGUAAGGCAGUGAAUAAUUUUGAGCUACUUUUUAAAAUAUUCUUUUUUUUUUUCUUUCUGGGAGAGUGAACAUGUGCAUGAGCGGGCAGGGGCCUGCAGGGAGAAGGGAAAAGAGCAUCCUCAAGCAGCCUCGCCAGUGAGCUUGGAGCCCGACUUUGUCCCGGGACGCUGAGAGCUUGACAAGAGCCGAAAUCAAGAGCUGGCUGCCUCACAGGCUGACUCACCCAGGCACCCUGAGUUAAGUACACAAUAUAGAGAUUCUCCUCCGCUGCCCAACGACUGUUAGCUCCUGUUGCCAGGCACUGAUUUGCGUUGGAGACUCGGGUGCACCUCCCCCACCCCUACUCCCUUCAGCUCCUGUUGCCAGGCACUGGUUUGCAUUGGAGACGGAACCCUCGUAGGGGUUCCAAGCAGUUUCUAGUGGCCGAGAGGACACUGGUGAUCAGAGACAAAGCCCCCAGGCUCUCUGAAGCCAGCUGGUGGCCAUUACAAUGUCUCCCCACACAGUUCUGGAGCCGCUGUGGGCUCUCCGGGAGCAGCUGUGGGCUUCUGGGUUGGUGAUAAUCGAACGUUUGCCACAUGGGCCACGAGACUCUGGGUUUGGCUGGGAGAUCCUCGUGUGCACUGUGUUGGUGGUGUUCAUUACAGUGAAGUGUGGACUCCGCUUAAGAGGAAGAAAGGGGCACUGGGCCCAGAAUGAAGUAUCUGGAAAAGACAUGGAGAAGACCGACCCGGAUGCACCAGCCCGUGGAGCCGUCGCAUCAUCUGAGCACAAGGCCAGUCCUCUCCCGCUACAGAUCCUUGCUCUGGCUGCCCUGAAUCAAGAUGUCGGGUACUUUUCUGUGGAAGACGCUACGCAACUGCUGAAGGGAGUUCGGCAAAGGCUGUUGAAGAAGAGCCCUCACCAGCUCACCGAUGAAAAUCCCAUCUGUGGAGCAGCCCAGGGCGAUGGAGAACCCCCUGCGAGGAAUAUGCCAGAAGACUUCAAGGACAGCCCUGAUCUGCGGGCAAGUGCAGACCCUCUGUCUCAGGACAUUGGCAGCUGUGGGCUGAGAGUGCAGGAAGAGGCAGGGGAGGCAGGCAGGCCAGAGCUUCCUGACGGAGGUGUGCCGUGGCAGGCCCCCGCUGAGGGCCAGAGCCAACACCACACCCUCAGCCAGAUCCUACUGACGGUGAUGCAUCUGCUAGAGCUCCUUAGAGAUCAUCUGGAAGGUGGGGGCUCAAGGAGGCAGGUGCAGACUGGCUCCUCCUCCACUGAUCACGUGCCCCGUGGGAGCCCCCUGAAGAAAGGAAAGCCAUCCAGGGCACUGAAGAAGGCACGUCAGGGGAAUGAAGAGCUCCCAGGAAACACAACAAUCCACCAAGCUGAGCAAGUAUCUUUUCACCAGCGAAACAGCCUCCUGGAAAGUGAGAUUCAGAAGCUGCACCUGAAGCUCGAGGCAGAGCCUAAGCUGUGCGAAGAGCACCUCAAACACCUGGAGAGGAAGAUGAUGGAGGAGAAGGCACGCUGCCUGCAAGUGAAGAACGAACUUGCCAAGGUGCGCAGGAAGGUGGAGGCUGCCCACUGGAACUUAGGCCUCUACAAGAAGAUGGCCGACGACCUGCACCGAGAAUGGCAGAGAAUCUCCUCCUUGCAUGACCGAGAGCGCCUCCUGGUGGAGAGCAGAAGUGAGGAGAGCCAGAAGGCUGUUCUGUGGGCAGAGAGGGAGUUCCAAAGGCUCAAGGAAGAAAACCAUUGCCUCAGGCAGAAGCUGGCCAACUCUGGGCCCAAGGUCCAGCCUGUCUCCGGGAGGCCUCCUGCUCCUGCUCCUGCUCCUGCUCCUGCUCCUGCUCCAGCUCCUGCUCUUCUGGGCACAGCCUCCAAAUACCCUCAAGGGCCACAGGCUCCCCUGAAACCCCAGAAGCCCAAGAAGGGAGCAAGGGUGCACUGGCCAGACUCCAAGUUCUCGGGUCCCCUGCAGGUCUGAUUCCCUUUCCCAGCAGCCACCAACACUCACAACCAGAGCACAAAAGCUCCUGUGCUUCCUUACCCCUUAAGCCACACCCAUUGCUCCUUUUACUGGAGAUCCACCCCAUUAUUGAACUGAUGCUACCUAUUCCCUAUAGCCAUGUGACAGAGCAUUUUUCAAUGUUAAGGACCAAAAAAAUAAAACCAUCAAAUUGCUGAUACUACUGCUACUGAGAAUUCAUUGUAUGAAGGGAUUCUAUGCCAAGCAACGAAGGGUUUUAAGUGUCCUUUACUGAUCACUUAAUUGUCCCAAUAACCCCGUGUGUCAUAUACUACUGAGGUUCAGAGAGGGGACACAACUUGCCCCAAGAUCACACAGCUAGUGAAUUUCAGAGCUCCCAUUCCAAGCCAAGGUUGUCUAAUUACCCACUGAUGUGAAAAUAACUACCACUCCUACCACUUCGAUGACUUCUGCUUCUUCAUUUCUGAGAGAGAGAAAGAGCGAAGGCACACACACAUGCAAUCGGGGGAGAGGCA
Messenger RNA from Mustela erminea (ermine), 3118 nucleotides. RefSeq lists its product as uncharacterized. The record is from RefSeq and is a predicted model, not a curated record. NCBI's taxonomy places the organism in Eukaryota, Metazoa, Chordata, Mammalia, Carnivora, Mustelidae. Gene Ontology annotation, biological process: protein secretion; endoplasmic reticulum to Golgi vesicle-mediated transport; vesicle cargo loading. The coding region runs from base 1125 to 2600 and encodes 491 amino acids. The transcript is spliced from 2 exons. Gene Ontology annotation, cellular component: endoplasmic reticulum exit site; endoplasmic reticulum membrane.